GGGUUCUUCGAGACGAUGGAGGAUUCUCCUCCUCCUCCUCCUCCUCCUCCUUCCCUUGUUGAUUCUUCUUCUCUGGCGAAGGCGAUGGGGGCCUUGGCGCUCAACCUCGCCAGCGUCGCGCGCGGGGAGCUCCAGGGCGCCGGCACCCACGCGGAGCUGAUCGAGAAACUCAAUCUCAAGGUGGGCACCGAGUACGACGACUACGCCGAUUUCGCGUCGGGGCUGCUCGUGUUUGUGGAGCGGCUCAAGCAGCAGAACGAGUCGCUGUGCAGCAACCUCAAGGUCAUCCAGGAGAUCGACGACGAGGUCCGGCACCUGGAAGCCAUCGUCUCCACGCUCGACGGCUACACUGCCACUCUCGAGACCAAAAUUAAAAACGCUUACAACGCUUGAGAGUUACUUGUAGAUCUAUGAUCUAUAUCACCUCCUAUCUCCUCUUCUUUCCAGGCUAAAGGUGACUAUAAACAUGUAUAUCUAUCUAUGAAAAUCUUGUGGGUAAUUCUCAUUCUUUCAAAAACGCAAUAUGCUGUUGGAA
Messenger RNA from Selaginella moellendorffii, 535 nucleotides. RefSeq names its product biogenesis of lysosome-related organelles complex 1 subunit 2. The transcript is spliced from 2 exons. Lineage: Eukaryota; Viridiplantae; Streptophyta; Lycopodiopsida; Selaginellales; Selaginellaceae. The record is from RefSeq and is a predicted model, not a curated record. The coding region runs from base 16 to 393 and encodes 125 amino acids.